AUGCACCGUCCACACAGAUUUGAUCCGCCAUGGAUCGAUUUCUUCACCCGACCCUGUCCUUGGUUCACGAAACAGCUCAAGACUUUUCCUCAAUUUUCUCGACUGCCUAGAGAACUCCAGCUCACGAUCUGGGAGUUCGCUGUACCUUGUCGACAAAUAGUUUGCCUUUCAUACCCAGCAUCACUAUCAGACAACGACGACGACUUUUCUGAGGAGCCUUUUGAGAUUCGUCUGCGGUAUUCAAGGCCAGGAAUGCUCCGAGCCUGCUACGACGCCAGAGUCGCUGGUCUCAGGCAUUUCACCCCGGCGUUCAAAUCCUACCUCCCUUCUCCAGUUCGUUUUAACUUUGACCGUGAUUACAUGGAGUUGAAUAUCGAGAUGGUAGAAUGGAUUGCGCAUACACAUCGAGAGAAACAAUCACCUCUCAUCGAGACUCCACUGGUCAAGAAUCUAGCAGUUUCUGUGCCUCGCCAGUUGACUGCCGAAGAUGUCGUAUUGAUCUGCAGGUACUUCACAGGUCUGGAGUCCUUACUCAUCAAUGAGGCCGAGCUGGAUAGGUCUCGUCCCGCUGCUGGAUAUCCUUGUACAUUCAGUCCAAAGGCCGCCAACUUCAUUGCUCGUCAUCGAUGGGGAGAACUUCGAAGGAUAAUCAUGCGACCCAAACUUGAGAAAUGGGUCCCUCCCGUCCUUAUCAUUGGAACGGAUACGCAAUGGGCUUGGCACGCACUGAACUUUUCGUGGGUCGUCUGUCGUCCUGUGGACCAUGUUGACUCCAUGGAUUGGCAACCAACUAUCACCACUCCAAGUCUGGAGUAUGUUCCAAGGCUCGCGGCAGUCAGUGGCCCAUCUUCAGCAUUAACUGUCCCGAACGAUACCACCACUGACAGAUUACUCGAAGAAUAUGUCCAGGAACAUUAUAACAUCAGGUCAUGGGUCUUUGAGGAUAUUUCUAUUCGGUUUCGUGUCCUUGAUGCGAAGAGUGGACUAGAUUUUGAGAAGGAUUGGCCUGGACGCCGCUAA
Molecule: messenger RNA, 1020 nt
Organism: Cadophora gregata
Lineage: Eukaryota; Fungi; Ascomycota; Leotiomycetes; Helotiales; Ploettnerulaceae
Exons: 2
Coding region: 1-1020 (339 amino acids)
Source: RefSeq, a predicted model, not a curated record